AUGGUAUCCCAGCUGAUCUCGCUCCUCGCUUGUGCGGGCCUCGCCUCCACCAACCCGGUCAUCUCGGUCAGGGCAGUCGCCUCCCUUGAUGAGUCCGCCGUUGCUGAGGCUCAACAACGUGACCACACCGCCACGAGGGCCUCGUCCAACAUCAACAUCAAAACUUCCGAUGGCAAAUGUCUCUCUGUCGACAAGCUCUCGGGUGACUUCCGGGCCAACUUGACCCCCAUCAAAGUUGCCCAAUGCGGCAAUGAGACAAACUCUCAAAUCUUCCCAUUCAGCCAGCCAGAAGGUCCUCAGUCAUUGCAGCCGCAGAACGCCCCAGGGCAGUGCCUGGCCGUCAAGGACAACACCCUGGACAUUUCUGACUGCAGUUCCGGAGAUUCAACACAAGAGUUUUCCUUCAGCACCCAACCAACUCGUGCCUCUGGCACUGCCGCAAGCAAGGUGCCUAGCAGCACCGGUGCUGCAGGUUCAGCCACGACUGCGACUGGUGUCGCAGGAGCCAACUCCACAGAGUCGGCUGCAGUCUCAGGCGCCGGCAACAAGAUUGAUCAGGCAGCGGCAGAAGAGGCCCAACAGCGUGAUGACACAGCCGUGCGAGCCGUCAGCAACACCAAGAUCCGUGCUCCCAAUGGACAGUGUCUCUCGGUGGAUCCUACAGCGGGCGACUUCAGGAUGAAUCUCAUUCCUGUUGCCUUCACAGACUGCACCAGUCCUACCACUUGGGACCUGAUUACUUCGGGCAAGCACAACGACGGCAGCGGUGGCGACGCCGCCCUGAUUGUGAGCACCGCCACCCAGGGCUGCAUCUCCUUUGACCCCCGGAGACAAGCUGGCGACCAAGUCACCUUGUUCUCCUGUGGCGGGAGAGCUGACGGGUCCGGCUUGACGAACCAGGGACAACUGUUUCCGUUUGCCGGGCAAAACAGCUUUGCGUUGACGCCGGUAAGCGAAGGCAACGAGACUUGUCUCAUUCCUGGAAAUGGAAGACUGGAAGCUGGACCUUGCCAGCAGCAGGAGAGUCUUUUUACUUUGGAAUCGUGA
Messenger RNA from Diaporthe citri, 1047 nucleotides. RefSeq lists its product as uncharacterized. The transcript is spliced from 4 exons. The record is from RefSeq and is a predicted model, not a curated record. Bases 1 to 1047 code for a protein of 348 amino acids. NCBI's taxonomy places the organism in Eukaryota, Fungi, Ascomycota, Sordariomycetes, Diaporthales, Diaporthaceae.